Molecule: messenger RNA, 1689 nt
Organism: Euleptes europaea (tarantolino)
Lineage: Eukaryota; Metazoa; Chordata; Lepidosauria; Squamata; Sphaerodactylidae
Gene: SELENON
Product: selenoprotein N
Exons: 12
Biological process (GO): calcium ion homeostasis; skeletal muscle fiber development
Cellular component (GO): endoplasmic reticulum membrane
Molecular function (GO): calcium ion binding
Source: RefSeq, a predicted model, not a curated record
AUGGGCCGCUCCGGAGGGAGCCGUCCGGGCCAGGCCCCGCGGCGGCGCGGGGAAGGAGGCGGCGAGCGGGAAGGCCGCGGCGGCCAUGGCGGCGGCGGCGCCCGGCCUCGCCUGCCCCGCUGGGGCCUGGCCUUGGCGCUGCUGGCCGCCCUGCUGGCCGCCAAGUGGUACCGGGACUCCGAGGCUGCCCGGCGGCAGGAGAUGGCUCUGAAAUCUCUGGGGAAUGAAGGCCUCUUUCUCUUUUCCUCCCUGGAUACUAACAACGAUUUGUACAUCAGCCCUGAAGAGUUCAAGCCAAUCGCAGAGAAACUCACUGGCAUUACUCCCAUCUCUGUCCUUGAGGAAGAAGAGGAGGUGCUGGAUCCCAGUGGGGAGAUUCUCUCUGUCGUUGCAAGAUUCCAGCCUCUGCUAAUGGAAACCAUGACAAAGAGCAAAGAUGGGUUCCUUGGAAUUUCACAUGUUGCCCUUUUUGGGCUUCGCAAUUGGACGGCUCCGGCUUCCCCUAUGAGCACGAUGCUUGCCCAGCAGUUCAAGGCCUUCCUCCCGCCAAAGAAUAAACUAGAACUGGGAGAUCCUUGGUGGAUAAUUCCCAGUGAACUAAACAUUUUUACUGGAUACCUUCCCAAUAAUCGGUUUUACCCUCCGGCUCCUAAGGGUAAAGAGAUCAUCAUUCACAAGCUCUUGAGUAUGUUCCAUCCGCGGCCAUUUGUGAAGACGCGCUUUGCUCCUCAGGGGGCUGUCGCUUGCGUCCAGGCAGUGGCUGAUUUCUAUUACAAGAUAGCCUUCAGGAUACACGCUGAAUUCCAGCUCAACGAGCCUCCGGAUUUCCCCUUCUGGUUUUCUCCUGCCCAGUUCACUGGCUACAUUGUCCUCUCCAAAGACUCCUCCCACGUUCGGGAAUUCAAGCUGGCUGUUCCUAACAAUAGGUCUCUCAACGUAGACAUGGAAUGGCUGUACGGGGCCCGAGAGAGCAGCAACAUGGAGGUGGAUAUAGGAUACCUGCCUCAGAUGGAGCUGGAGUCUUUGGGACCGUCCAUCCCUUCUGUAAUCCACGACGAAAACGGGAACGUGAUUAACAGCAGAGACCCCGAAAGGGAACCAAUUCAGUUCAUAUUUGAAGAGAUCACCUGGCAGCAAGAAAUAACUUGGGAAGAGGUGGCGCACAAGCUGGAAGUUGCUAUGUAUCCAUUUAAGAAAGUUUCCUACCUUCCUUUCACGCAAGCUUUUGAAAGAGCGAAAUCGGAGAGUAAAUUGGUGCACUCCUUACUGUUGUGGGGAGCGCUGGACGAUCAGUCCUGCUGAGGUUCGGGGCGAACUCUCCGGGAGACUGUCCUGGAAAGUUCGCCCAUCCUUGCUUUGCUAAACGAGAGUUUCAUCAGUUCUUGGUCAUUGGUGAAGGAGCUAGAAGACCUGCAGGCCAAGAAAGAGAACACGUUCAACAGCAAACUUGCAGAGCUGCACCUUGAAAAAUACAGUUUCCCGGUGGAAAUAAUGAUCUGCUUGCCCAAUGGCACUGUGGUACACCACAUCAACGCCAACCACUUCCUGGAUAUUACUUCUAUGAAGCCCGAAGAAGUCGAGAGCAGCAUCUUCAGUUUCUCCGCCAGUUUUGAAGAUCCCUCGACAGCGACCUACCUCCAGUUCCUGAAGGAAGGACUUCAGAAAGCAAAACCACUCCUGCAGACCUAA